Molecule: messenger RNA, 2079 nt
Organism: Bombyx mandarina (wild silkworm)
Lineage: Eukaryota; Metazoa; Arthropoda; Insecta; Lepidoptera; Bombycidae
Product: UDP-glucosyltransferase 2-like
Molecular function (GO): UDP-glycosyltransferase activity
Source: RefSeq, a predicted model, not a curated record
CGAUACGACUGUAAUAACAAAUUAUAUCAUUCAACUCAGUACAGUGCUAGGUAGCGUAAGUAAGAAUGAGGUCGGUUCUAGGAUUGUGCCUUAUAUUUCUCGCGAAUCAAGUCCAAGGCUAUACAGUGUUAGUGAUUACUGCCUUGCCGUUCAGGAGUCUUAAUAUCCUCGGAGCUAGUGUUGUUAGCCAUCUCCUUAAUGCCGGACAUGAGGUAACUUACAUAACAACAUCUCCUCUUAAGGAGAAACCGAAGAAAAACUACCGAGAAAUAGACGUCAGUGCAAAUAACGAAAUCUUUAAAGGUGAAGAAAUGAUUGAUAUAGCCUGUUUAAUGGAUAAUAAAGUCGAAAUGAAUAACAUCUUUGAUCUACAAAAUAUUACUAUCGCAAACGCUUUGAUGACAUUCGAAAACGAAGACGUAAAGAAGUUAAUACAAAACACGAAUGAAAGUUUUGAUGUGGUCAUUGCAGAUUACAUAGAUACAGAAGUUUAUGCCGCUUUCUCAGCACUGUAUGGAUGUCCUUUGAUAUGGCUGUCUUCGCUGAGGACUAAUUGGCAGACUCUACGUUUGAUCGACGAACCAACAAAUCCCGCUUAUACAGUCAGCUCGAUAUCAAUGAACUAUCCGCCUUUGAACUUUAAACAGCGAAUUGAGGAACUGUGGGCCCAGUGGAAAUGGCAAAUAGUUAAAAGACUCUAUAUUGUUUCACAAGAGGAAAAGAUUUAUGACAAUCAUUUCGUACCUUUUAUAAGGAAAAGAGGUAUUAAGCCGCCAAAUUAUGAAGACCUGAUCUAUAAUGCUUCGCUGGUGCUAGCAAACGAUCACCACUCAUUGGAAAAUUUGCCUAAAACACCACAAAAUUUUAAACAAGUUGGAGGCUUUCAUAUAAGUAGUGUUGUGAAGCCUUUGGAUAAGGUACUACAAAACAUAAUGGACUCCUCGAAAGACGGAGUUGUCUACUUCAGUAUGGGAUCGGCCUGGCAAAGCAAAGACAUACCAGAGCACAUCGUGAAUGAAUUGCUCAAAGUAUUCGGGAAUCUUAAACAAACGGUUAUAUGGAAAUUUGAAAAAAAUCUGAACGAUUUACCAAAGAAUGUUCACAUUGUUCAGUGGGCACCACAAACAAGCAUUUUAGCUCAUCCAAAUUGCCUCCUAUUUAUAUCGCACGGUGGACUUCUAUCAUCGACAGAAGCUAUACAUUUCGGGGUGCCCAUUAUAGGAAUACCUAUUUUUUACGACCAAUUUGUCAACAUCCAGAAAGCCGUGAUUUCUGGUUAUGGUAUACAAAUUAAAUUGAACUACGAGCUCCCAAAAAGCUUAGAGAAGGCUCUUGGAGAAAUGCUAAGCGAUAAGAAAUACCGAGAAAAAGCAAAACAGCUUUCUUUGAUCUUCCAUGAUCGGCCGGUGUCUCCGGGUGCCGAGCUGGUCCACUGGGUGGAGCACGUCGUCAAGACUAGAGGAGCUCUCCAUCUGCGCUCACCAGCACUGCACGUGCCUUUCUACCAGAAGCUGUACUUAGAUCUGCUGGCAGCUAUUGCAAUGACAUUGCUUAUGAUCAAAUUGGUUAUUGAAAAAACUCUCUCAAGUUUCUAUAAGAAGACAUUAAAACGGAAAGAAGAUUAAAUGAUACCAUUCAACUUUAAUAACAUUUCGUACAAGGCAAUACAAUUAUUAUUAUUGAUAUUGUUGAUUUGCGAUCGAUUUAGAUCUGAAUUAAUGACGCCACCAACUUCAUUAUUUAUUUAUUAUUUUCUUCAGUCAUUGAUGAUGUUUGGAAUUUUAGAAGCGCUCUCGCCAAACCAUUUGAACAAAUAUUAAAUAAGUUUUAUUUUAUUUUUGAUAAAUGCUUCAACAGUUCACAUAUAAAUCGAUUACAUCAUACUUAAAAUAACCUAGAUUAUAUAGAAUAUUAUAGUGAUAAGCUGUAAUAUACUUUUUGACUACAAAAGCAAACAAUGUUGUCAUGUGUUUUAAAAGUAACUAGAGGUCCCGCAGUAGUCGAAAUUCGACUAUAAUUAAUUGGAAUUGUAAGUUUGUACACUAUUAUGAUUGUAUUUUAUACUUCUAUAAUCACAAA